Messenger RNA from Filobasidium floriforme, 886 nucleotides. RefSeq lists its product as uncharacterized. NCBI's taxonomy places the organism in Eukaryota, Fungi, Basidiomycota, Tremellomycetes, Filobasidiales, Filobasidiaceae. The coding region runs from base 173 to 511 and encodes 112 amino acids. The record is from RefSeq and is a predicted model, not a curated record. The transcript has 4 exons.
GAGGGGAUCGAGAAGAUCGUUUGUUAUCGUCAUCAGUUCUCAAGGUAUAUAUACCAGCACACACCCCUAUCCACCUCGACUUUCGCACCCUUCUUCCCUCGACCCCAACAGAUUCACGCAUACCACUUACCACCUUAUAACCCACCUACCAACCACAAACACUACUAUCAAAAUGUUCAGGUCCACCAUCGCCCGAGUUUCCCGACCCAUGGCUACCCGAGGGUACGCCGACAAGUCCGUCUCCGAGACCGUCGGUGACGCUUUGAAGAGCGCCGCCAAGGCCUUCUCGGCUGGUGAUGCUACUGGCGACAAGGCCGGUAGCGUCGGAGGCAAGUUCAGGUCGGACGGAGAGAUCGGCAAGGAGGGAGAGAAGGUCGGAGGUACCUUCUCUUCCAAGGCCGAUGGAGCCGUCGGAUCGCAGUUCGAGAAGGACGGUGCCGUUGGCGGAACCGCCCAGAAGGCCAGCGACAAGGUCUGGGACGCCGGCAAGGCCGUCAAGGGCGAGAAGUAAACAUGCUCUUCUCGAGACCAGCACGUUUCCUACUUAUGGAGGAGAGUUAGGUUGUAUCCCAUUACAGUAAACCGUCAUAACAACUUGAAAUGUUAAAUGUGAAUAACGAAAAACAUCAUCACAAGGCAUCGCCGUCUGGGUGGGUCGUUGUGCGUAUCAGUAGAUGUAUUUAGAAAGCAGAGACAUAGGCUAGGCAGUAGCUUCAGAGGGAGUUGAGUUGCAAGGUAUAAAGUCCUUAGGUCUACGAAGCCAUCUGGCCGGACGACUCAACAAACGCAGGGUCGGAAUCUUCAAUCACCGUGCAAGACUUACCGUGGCACCACGCUAAGACGAGCGUUGGAAUCAGACCAAGAUGAGCCAUCCUUCUUGUCCACC